Messenger RNA from Pteropus alecto (black flying fox), 5752 nucleotides. It is a transcript of the gene AMOTL2, whose product is annotated as angiomotin like 2. The record is from RefSeq and is a predicted model, not a curated record. NCBI's taxonomy places the organism in Eukaryota, Metazoa, Chordata, Mammalia, Chiroptera, Pteropodidae. The transcript has 10 exons. The coding region runs from base 1619 to 3958 and encodes 779 amino acids. Gene Ontology annotation, cellular component: bicellular tight junction; cytoplasmic vesicle; plasma membrane. Gene Ontology annotation, biological process: establishment of cell polarity involved in ameboidal cell migration; actin cytoskeleton organization; angiogenesis.
CGCUGCGAUCGGACUGAGGGACAAACCCUCACUCCGGUUUGUCAGGCGAGCGUGAGCCGAGGCAAAGGCUAGAGAUGCGUACUCGCUUAGGAAGCGGGUGUUUCAGAAAGCGCGGCGCGCUAGCGCUGCAGAGGUGCCCUGCGGGGGUGGGACGCAGAUUUUAACAGAGGCUCAGCGGAAAGGAUGUGCGUUGGAGGGGCUUGACGGGGACACACUCAGAAUGAAAGGCCCCGGAGGAGGCGUUCCCUGCUCGUGGGCACACUGUUGGCGGAAGGAGGCCUGGAAUCCGUCGGGAAAGCUCUGCAGUCCCUGGUCCCCCUCUGCGGGAGUCAGGCGGACAGCGAUGAGUUUAGGAAAUGCCCCGCGGAUGAAACUCUAGGGCAAAUCGAUUGCUUUUUGUGGUGUCUCUGGCAGCUCUGGAGUCUUGCAUCUUCAUUUCUCGCGUGCGCAUGGGGGCCGGAGGGCGGCAUGAUUGGGUGCCGGGAAGGACGGGGACAGAGAUGCCCUCCAGAUUCAUCUCGCGCUCCUCAGCUUUGGGCAGCCAGGAGGGAGUGGAUUGGGAAUGGCUGCUCUGUCAGCCUGCCAAGCCCAAACUGCCGCGGCGCACUGGGGCUAGUUUUGUGGCAGAGGAGGGGCAACAUUCCUCCCACUCUCCUCCUCCCAUAUCCACGGGACCUGUGGAGGUGUAAGUUUUGUUUGGCUUUCCCUGAAUCCCAGUUUAGAGAUUUGUGUUGGAGGAGACCGUGGAAAGGAAGCCUGGUGACGCAGGCAGCCUUCCAGGCAUGAGCCACUGGGAGCUACGGCUCUGAAGAGAACAGUUUCCUCACGAGAUACUAUGUCCUUGUCCUCACGGCCCCCAGGUCCCUGCAACCAAGAGCCUCCCCCUUGGGCCCCUAUUCCUCCAUUUGGCUCGAGUGGGUGUUACUGAUGUCAAGAUGCUGAGUGCCCCUCUGCUAUGUGGCUAGAGGACCAUAGGGGGCUUUUCCAAGUUGUGUGUGUGUCUGUCUGUGGGUGCAUGCACGUGUAUGGCGUGGACAUGGUGUCAUAAUCGAAAACCCAAAGACAUUGUCCAUCCUUUUUCCUGGAGCGCUCAGGAUACUGUCAACACAGACCGUGUGACUGACCCACAAACCUUAAUGGGUGGCACCUUUUUGCCUCAUCUCACAAAACCAUUAUUCUAUUGUAGCCUCUCUUCAUUCAUCCCUUAUCCACCAAUUCAGAGGCAUUUUCUCCUUCCCAUUCACCUUGCAGAGGGACUGCCAAGGUCAUCCCAUGACAGGGAGGGCUUGGCAAGGUAAAGGGCGGUGAGUGAGUUGAGCCCAGGCUGGGGCUCAGUCAUGCUUCAUUCUAGAGGCUUCUGGGGGUCGUUUGCCUAAGGCUUCUACUGGGCUGGACCCAUUCUCUAUCACCUGCCAAUAAACUGGGGCCCUGCCCACCCCUGGAUUGGACAGCUCAGUGGUUGGAUUUGAACUAGCCCUGCCCUGGAGUCUCUCUUCAGGCUCUUUGAUGGUUGGCUGACUGCAGGAGGCUGUGGUUCCCUUGUCGAUCACCUUCCAGGUGCCCUGGGGCCACGUGCCUCUGACUAUUGUCCAGGCUGGUGUGUGCAAAGCAAGAAAGUAUGAGGACACUGGAAGACUCCUCUGGGACAGUCCUGCACCGCCUCAUCCAGGAGCAGCUGCGCUAUGGCAACCUGACUGAGACACGCACGCUGCUGGCCAUCCAGCAGCAGGCCUUGCGGGGUGGGGCUGCAGCUGGGGGCACAGGGAGCCCCCAAGCCUCCCUGGAGAUCUUGGCACCUGAGGACAGCCAGGUGCUGCAGCAGGCCACAAGGCAGGAGCCCCAGGGCCAGGAGCAUCAGGGUGGUGAGCCCCACCUGGCAGAGAAUACCCUCUAUCGGCUGUGUCCACAGCCCAGCAAGGGCGAGGAGCUGCCCACCUAUGAGGAGGCAAAAGCCCACUUGCAAUAUUAUGCCGCCCAGCAAGCAGGGCCCCGGCCACAUGUUAGUGACCGGGAUCCCCGCGGGGCCCCUGGAGGCAAUCAAAGGCAGGAUGAGGCCCUUCGGGAGCUGAGGCAUGGGCACGUGCGCUCCCUGAGUGAACGGCUCCUGCAGCUGUCCCUGGAGAGGAACGGUGCCCGGGCCCCAAGCCACAUGAGCUCCUCCCACAGCUUCCCACAGCUGGCCCGAAACCAGAAAGGCCCCCCAGCCAGGGGCCCCCCUGCCGAAGGCCCAGAGCCCCGUGGACCUCCACCUCAGUACCCACACGUUGUGCUAGCUCAUGAGACCACGACCGCUGUCACCGACCCUCGGUAUCGCGCCCGCGGCAGCGCACACCUCCAGCAUGCUGAAGUCAGGAUCCUGCAGGCCCAGGUGCCUCCUGUGUUCUUCCAGCAGCAGCAGCAGUACCAGUACCUGCAGCAGCCCCAGGAGCAUCCCCCACCCCAACACCCAGCUGCUCUUGGCCAUGGCCCCCUAAGCUCCCUCAGUCCACCUGGGGUAGAGGGGCCAGCAAGCAUCCAGGCCUCCUUGGCCACUUCAGGCAGUGCCCACCUGGCCCAGAUGGAGACGGUGCUGAGGGAGAAUGCCAGGCUGCAGAGGGACAACGAGAGGCUACAGAGAGAGCUAGAGAGCUCAGCAGAGAAGACUGGCCGCAUGGAGAAGCUGGAAAACGAAAUCCAGAGGCUCUCUGAGGCCCACGAGAGCCUGACGAGAGCUUCUACCAAACGGGAGGCCCUGGAGAAGACCAUGCGGAACAAGAUGGACAGUGAAAUGAGGAGGCUGCAGGACUUCAACCGGGAUCUUCGAGAGAGAUUGGAAUCUGCAAACCGCCGCCUGGUGAGCAAGACGCAGGAGGCUCAGGCAGGGAGUCAGGACAUGGUGGCCAAGCUGCUUGCCCAGAGCUAUGAGCAGCAGCAAGAGCAGGAGAAGCUCGAGCGGGAGAUUGCUCUGCUACGCGGUGCCAUCGAGGACCAGCGGCGGCGGGCUGAGCUGCUGGAGCAGGCUCUGAGCAAUGCGCAGGGCCGGGCAGCACGAGCUGAGGAGGAGCUGCGCAAGAAGCAAGCCUACGUGGAGAAGGUGGAGCGGCUGCAGCAGGCACUUGGGCAGCUGCAGGCUGCAUGUGAGAAGCGUGAGCAGCUGGAGCUACGUCUCCGCACGCGGCUGGAGCAGGAACUCAAGGCCCUGCGUGCACAGCAGAGGCAGGCUGGCACCCCCAGUGGUAGCAGUGGCAGCGGGGGGUCCCCAGAGCUCAGUGCUCUGCGGCUAUCAGAACAACUGCGGGAGAAGGAGGAGCAGAUCCUGGCGCUGGAGGCCGACAUGACCAAGUGGGAGCAGAAGUAUUUGGAGGAACGUGCCAUGAGGCAGUUUGCCAUGGAUGCAGCCGCCACAGCUGCCGCCCAGCGUGACACCACUCUCAUCCGACACUCCCCCCAGCCCUCGCCGAGCAGCAGCUUCAACGAGGGCCUGCUUGCUGGCGGCCAUAGGCAUCAGGAGAUGGAAAGCAGGUUAAAGGUGCUUCAUGCGCAGAUCCUGGAGAAGGAUGCUGUGAUCAAGGUCCUUCAGCAGCGCUCCAGGAGAGACCCUGGCAAGGCCGCCCAGGGCUCUCUGCGGCCUGCCAAGUCUGUGCCAUCCAUCUUCGCAGCUGCAGCAACAGGGACCCAGGGCUGGCAGGGGCUCACCUCUAGUGAGCGACAAGCGGAUGCCCCUGCCUGGCUGGCUACAGCAGACAGGGCCCCUACAGAGGAGCCAAUGGCCACAGCUCCCCUCCCCGCCCAUGCCAAACAUGGGAGCAGAGAUGGGAGCACCCAAACUGAUGGACCCCCUGACAGCCCUGCUGCCUGCCUGGCACUGGAACCUGACAGCCUUCUGGGGUGCAGCAGUGGCCAGAGGACAGCCUCAUUAGACUCUGUUGCUGCAUCGAGAGUCCAGGAUUUGUCGGAGAUGGUGGAGAUACUGAUCUGAAGGAAGUGAUGCCGUGGGGACUCGGAACCAUUCCCUGCUCUCCUCAGCCACUCUCGGCCAUUCUAGCAGCCCCCUCCAACUGCUGCUUCCCCACUUUCCUCAACCGGCCACUCAUUCCCUUCGACUAUCUGGUCCCAGAAGGUUAGGAAGGAUGCUACAGGGGAGAGAGAUGCUGUGAGGGCACCUAUGCCCCAGAAGACUGUGCUUCUUAGCCUUAUAUUCCUCCUGGGCCCAUACAGAAUGAAGAUUCAGCCUUUACCUGCUGCCCAAGGCUUGCUGCUGGGGUAGCAACUGAAAGCUCAGAAGAGAGCUGAAUCCCCUAAGAGUACCCCAGUUGGCAGCCAGACGGGGAGGGAGGGAUGGGGUGUAUUGAUUUAAGGUGUUGCUUUCCAAGGAUGGCUGCCCGUGGAUUCCAGGUAGGCUGGUUCAAGUUGGCCACAGUGUUCCCCUCUGGCUAAGUGUGGUCCCAGCCAGCCCCAUCUGCCCCCAGCUAUUCACUGCCUCCUUGAGAUCACUGAAACUUGCAUCUUUGGGGGGACUGUUGAAGGCUCUGCCACAGCCUCACCCCCUCAGUCGGAGUGGGUGGGGGCUAUUUAAGGGGACUGGGAUCUGCCGGGCAGCUUGUAUAUAAUUCGCAUUCUUGUGGAACGGAAGAUUGAAGUGCGCUGUUUCGGGCUUGUCCCCUCAUUUUGUGCUCUCAUCCCUGCUGCCAAGAUUCCUGCAGCUUCUGACUUACCUCCCAGUUAUCUCCCCUUCUCAAGGUCUUGGCCCGUGUAUUUUGAUCCUGGUUGAUCCAUGAGAUAUUGGCUGUCUUUUGCUCCCAUCUUGAGCCCUGUUUUAAAUGCCCGUGGGACACCCCCUCCCCAUCCUCAGCCUCUUGAAAUGGCUCCGCAGCUCCUGUUCCUGGGACAUCUUGUCGGUUUGGUUAUGAACCCUGAGCCAGAUGAAAUGAGCCACCACACACAGACUUCUGCCAUGGUGGGCUUCCUAGCACCAGCUGAAGGAAACUGGGGAAGUUGCCUUGUUCUCAUCAGAGUCUUUGUUCUCACCUGGAGGGACUGAGAGAGAGAGCUAUGCUCUUGAAAACUAGUCAAUGAGCUACAAGGUGUGACUCCAAAGUCGUUUGAAGGGAGCCCCCAUCACAAAAUGGCACCCAUGAGGCUGGCUCCUCAAGCUACCCAUGCCCAGCGCCCUGAAGCAGGGCCAAUGCUUGGAAUUAGGGUGGCGCAUCCACAUGGCAGCCUGCCAGCAGCAGCAACUUUGACUUUUGGUCUUAAAGAGUCCCCCAACUCAGCCCCAGGAGCGAUUGGAGGGUUUUACCUAUUUGUCUUGACUGUUUUUAGUUCUUGAAUAUUUGUUUUUUCCUUUUCUGUUUUUAAGUUUUGUAUGUGUUAUUUUAUUCCUUGGUUCAUUUUUGAACAUUUGCAUUUGCUGGACAAUUGCAUAUUUUUUUAAAUCGCCCUUCCCUUUUAAAGCUGAAAAGUACAUUUGGUUCAUGUGCAUUGUUUACAAAGCAAAAAGGAAAAAAAAAGAAAAAAAGGCAAAAAAAUAUCGUGAAAGAAAAAAAACAUCUUAAUAUAUUUUGGAUUAAUAUUUGGUAUUUCUUUUAAAGUAUUUUUUUUUGUGCUGUGAACGUUUUUCUGCCAAAGACCAUGAUGUGUGUCUGUAUGUUUAAGUUAUCGUAAAUAUUUAAAAUGUAAACAUGGCUGUUUUGUUAUGCCACCCUGUACCAGGAUUGCUGCUGCAUUCCACUGGGUAUAACAGUAUUUUAAUAAAAAAUAAUAAUUGAAAGUG